Molecule: messenger RNA, 1104 nt
Organism: Pleurotus ostreatus (oyster mushroom)
Lineage: Eukaryota; Fungi; Basidiomycota; Agaricomycetes; Agaricales; Pleurotaceae
Gene: RRI1
Product: COP9 signalosome catalytic subunit rri1
Exons: 7
Coding region: 1-1104 (367 amino acids)
Biological process (GO): protein deneddylation
Cellular component (GO): COP9 signalosome; cytoplasm
Molecular function (GO): protein binding; metallopeptidase activity; deNEDDylase activity
Source: RefSeq, a predicted model, not a curated record
AUGUCAUCCAGCACGGCGUACAGGUCCUUCAACCUUGCAAACGAUGUUCUUGAAGUAUCGCCGCAGGAUCAGAUAUUCAAAUUCGAUGUAGAAGAGAACAGGCGCAUCGACCGUGAAGCUCCUUGGAAAGCAGACCCACACUACUUCAAGUCAUGCAAGAUAUCUGCCAUCGCGCUCAUUAAGAUGGUCAUUCAUGCCAGGUCGGGUGUCCCCCACGAGAUCAUGGGGCUGAUGCAAGGCAAAGUCGUUGGCACAUCCCUCGUCAUCAUGGACUCUUUCGCUCUACCUGUGCAGGGAACGGAGACACGCGUUAAUGCUGCAAACGAAGCCAAUGAGUACAUGGUCGAGUACGUCAACGGGAAUGAGAAGGCAGGACGAUUAGAGCAUGUCAUAGGAUGGUACCACUCCCAUCCAGGAUAUGGAUGCUGGCUCUCGGGAAUAGACGUCAAUACGCAAAUGAACAAUCAAAAGUUUCAAGAUCCUUUCGUCGCCGUCGUGAUUGACCCCAAUCGCACCAUCUCUGCAGGCAAGGUCGACAUCGGCGCCUUCAGGACGUAUCCCGAAAACUAUACACCGCCAAAUGCCACCACAUCCGAAUAUCAGUCGAUUCCUCUGAGCAAGAUCGAGGAUUUCGGCGUUCACGCUAAUCAAUACUACCCCAUAGAUGUUGAAAUAUUCAAAUCGAGUUUAGAUAACGAGCUUCUCGGCAUGCUGUGGAAUAAAUACUGGGUCAACACCCUCAGCCAGAGCCCCCUGAUCUCCAACCGGGCGUAUGCAGUAUCACAGCUCUCUGACUUUCAUCAAAAGCUCGCUAAAGCUCAAAGUUCUGUACACGCGACGCGCGCUGCCGUCCCCACCCUUGCUGUGAAAGACAAGGACGGAGCAUUGGCUAACAAGAAGGAUAAAGAAGACGGUAAGAAGAAAGAAGAUAAUCAGCUCGCUAAAAGCGUUCGAGACAGCACAAAGAUUGCCAUUGAAGCUCAACAUGGCCUGAUAUCACAAGUACUCAAAGAUGUCAUUUUCUCUAUGAGGCCUAGGAUGCACAACAUAGUUCCAGAUGCCCAGGUGUCCGAUGUAGUAGAUGCAUCGAUGAGCAUUGGCUGA